Annulohypoxylon maeteangense is the source of this 2747-nucleotide messenger RNA. RefSeq lists its product as uncharacterized. Gene Ontology annotation, molecular function: nucleic acid binding; zinc ion binding. Lineage: Eukaryota; Fungi; Ascomycota; Sordariomycetes; Xylariales; Hypoxylaceae. The transcript is spliced from 3 exons. The record is from RefSeq and is a predicted model, not a curated record. Bases 237 to 2609 code for a protein of 790 amino acids.
CUUUCUUCCGGAAAGUCUUUUUAUAUCGAGUCCACUAUACGCGCUAUACAAGAUUUCAUCUGGAUGAUCAUUUCGCGACUACUAUAACCUUUGUUCUUUCUGAUCGUUGCGCUUAGGUGCUCCGCGCCUCGUCUCGUCAGCACUCAUCGUCAGCCCUUCCCCUAUCCAUACGAAAGGUACACUCCGAUUCGCUAGGGGUAGCUUCCGAUUUUUCAGUAUAUUCUUUCUUUUUGAAGAUGGCUCAAGUAGCUCCGGGUCUUGGACCGGACCGCAAUGACCGUCCUUGUUAUAAUUGUGGUAUAAGAGGCCACAUGUUUAAUGCAUGUCCCGAGGAGCCUCGGAAAGUGCCAGCUGGGUUGGAGGCUUCCUGGGCGCGACAUCAGUCAAGUACCAGCCCUCAUAACGACAGCUUCACGCCUAACAAGAGAAGCAAGGGUCCGGUAAUUACGCGUUACCCACCUCCACCCCCCGCUGCCUCUCAUCACCCGCCCCCUUUACCUCGCUUUGAUAAUUCACCAUCUCAACCUUACCCAUCCGGAUCAGUUCCAGGCUAUCCUCCACCAAAUCCGUCAUAUGAUCGGUUUAGACCUCCGGGGCCUCCGGGGCCGCCACCGCCGCUUAGUUCUCAGCCAUUAAACCCGCCUGGUUACCACAACCCCUAUCCUCCUGCAUACGGUCCCCCGGGUUCUAUUCAUGUACCUUUUGAUCACCACCGUGCCCCCCCUCCUGCGCGCCCAAGCCACUAUUAUCCAAGUGAUUAUCCUCCAGGUCCUCCCGGUCGACCUGAUCCAUAUCCUCCUCCUAAUCAUUUCCCUGCAGGCCCACCAGGUCCUCCACCGUAUGCCUCACAGCAACAAUAUCCCUCUGGUCCUCCACCGCCAUAUCCACCGCCUCCUAGUUUUGGUCGUCCACCACCGCCAUUUGGAUAUCAGGGCCCUCCUCCCGGAUAUGCUCAAGGUGAAUAUAGCCAACCACAGCGGGAACCCCCUCCUACGCUCUAUCAUCAUCAGUACUCGCCUCCCGACCAUUACGGUCAAUCAUAUGGGGACGAGAGAGACCGUUAUCAGCGCGACCGAGACCGAGAUCGGCAGCGUCAUUACGAUGAUAGGCGUCCGGCCGAAACUUGGCACGCUCAAGAUGGAUGGCAUAACACUCCGUCAUCAAAUGAUAAACCAUAUAGGGACGAAUAUCGCGAUGGUUGGCAUGGUAAACAUCCGCAUCGAGAUGAUCGACCAGCCCGAAGAUGGGGGCAUGGUAAAUCUGGAGAUGAGCGACGUCGAGAUCACUACGAUCGUCCUCAUCCAUAUAAGAACUCGGACAAAUCGGAUAGGAAUCCCCGUCGUAGACAACAGUCUAUAAGAACUCCAAGUCAGGCAGCUCCUCGCGAGCGCCGUGAGCGCAGCCCUCUUGACAGAGAAGCAUCAAUCACUAUUAAACCUGACCAAGAGCGCGAGCCUGGCGAGAUAGUAUCUGAGCCAGCCUCCGCGUCAGAGCACGGUGAACCGGAAAGUACUCUUAACGCAGCCCCGGAUAAGGAUGAAGAAGAUUUGAGCUGGGAUGAACGAACCAUCUUCCAGGAACCCCUUUCUACUAUUAAAGUAGAUCCCAUCGCAGUACCUCUACCAACCGAAUAUUCCGAGGAUGUCAUGAUCCCUCCCGCAUUUGAUGCCAAAGCCUUGAAGUCUCGGUUCAUCACGCCACGUAAUGUGGAUGAUUUUGCACAAAGCGUCCGCGAAACUCGGGAUUGGCAAGUGAUGCAACAUCAUCCUGCAUUUUUAGAUCCAGAACAAAUAUGCCUUGAGAAGCUGAUUGAUUACUAUGAAGCGACCCAAAAAGAUACUGUUCGAUAUAGCCACCGAGACCGUUCUGGAAAUUCUAACGGGAUUGGCAAACAUCGCCACGGUAUAUCAAAGGGACCGGGGCGGCAGCACGGGAAAAAUCAGGACAUUCGGAAUAAACCGGACCAAAGGAAGCGAAGAUGGAAUGAUUUCCACAGCGAAGCUGACGAAUAUAGGACGGAGAGGCGCCGUCGCGAUUUUCCGCAUGAUGAUACACUUAAUAAGAGACUCAAGACUGCAUCACCCGAACCUGGUGAGGUUAUCGAAGAUGACUCUCAAGAACCCCCGUACGAACCUCCCGAAGCACCCACAACGAUUACAGACAACCACGAAUGGGGUUGGGAGCCAGGGAGCACCAAAGAUACUUCGUCGCAAGACCUGAGUGUUAAUGGUAGAAGCAAUGCAUCAAGAAGUCAUGAAUUGCGAAACCGUGGGGAUAAUCAGAGAAAGUCUAACAACACACAUCUGUCAGUGCCACUAGCGCUUUCGGUAGACAAUUUCCCACCAUAUGAUAGACCGUCGAGCGGAAACAGCUCGACCAACUUCCGCAAAAAUAGCUCGCAUAGUCGACGUUCCUCGAUAGGGAGCCAAAAUUCCGAUUCUGGAGGAUCCGAUCUCGAUUCUAUCGACCGCGAAUUAUUAGGAAUAGGCCAGCCUUCGGCUAGUGGUAGUGAGAUCGAAGGAGGUUCGCCAAAGCAGCGGCUCAGCGACGUGACGCCAAAACGUAAACCCAGACAGCCUAUGUCUGCAGCAUACUCGCGUCGGUGGUAAUGAAUUGUAUAUAUGAUUGUGCGAUUUCAUGAUUAUGAAGCUAGAUGUCUUCAUGUCUAUAUACUACAUCAUCCUAGAAGAGGCACGAAACGUCUAUCCUGAUAUCUCUCGGAGACGUUUAUACAUAAAAACUUUUGG